This is a messenger RNA of Cylicostephanus goldi, 438 nucleotides long. NCBI's taxonomy places the organism in Eukaryota, Metazoa, Nematoda, Chromadorea, Rhabditida, Strongylidae. The record is from the annotation of a GenBank genome assembly.
AUGGUUCUUUUUCAAGGUUAUGAUCUGGCAGGAGCCAUACAGUAUGUCGAUGGCUUCUGGACUGCCCUCAAAGUUAAUGAUGCUACCUUCAAAGCCAGAAUAGCGGCUUUCGAAGGACGAGCAUCAGCAUACAUUUGGGACGGGCUGCGUUUGGCACGGCGCAAGGGAAGCAGAGAUAUGGGACUAUACUACACGAUAUCAACAAUAAUACAAUCUUCAAAUGCAUGGUUACAGUUUUACGCCCUGAACUCAUUGCUUGAGUCUCCGCUUUAUACUCUCUGGGGGCCGGCCUUAAUACACGAUCUUAUGCGAGGAGAUGAUUGGCAGGUUACUGGUCACUUUCCUCGCAUCACACAUUGUGAUUUCAAUAGAAGGCGACCAGCAAGUGUACAGGUAAAUAGUGCUUUUACCGUAACGACAGCAUUUGCACGAAAAUAA